UAAAAGCGGAACUCCUCCGCCAUUGCCUCAAACUCCCCUCCGAAACAGGAUUCCUUCUUUUUUUCUCUCUUCCACUUUCUCUCUCUAGAAACCAGUUAUCCCUCUUUAAUUUCUACCCUGUUUUUUUGGGGAAAACAAUUCCCGAUUAUUUCCUUCUUCAUCAGUAGAAAUUAACGGGGGAUUUUAUUGCUGAAUUAUUCAGGAAUUUUUAGCAAUUUUUUAAUUUAGUUUUAAUUCCCCAAAAAAUUGGAAUCGUGAUUUCGCUCGGUUUGGUAUUUAUCUCUCUGUUUCGAUUUAGGGUUUCAUUUGAUCGAUCUGAAGGUGGGGUAGGUUUUGGGUAGAUACGCAUGAGCCGUUUGGUAAAGCUGGGUAUUUCGUCUUCGAAUUCUAACUAUUUCACCUAUUCCAUUCUCCAAUUUACGGAAACCAAUACCUUUUUGUUGUUCCUCUUGUUAUUGAGAUUAUCUAAGCUUUUAUCGAGGUUAAGAUCGGUUGAUUCGUCGAGUAAUUUUAGUUUUAGUAGUAAUUGUUUCUGUAUUGCCGAUUGCCGCUGCCGAUCUUCACUGAGAUAUGGAUUCCACGGACAGCAAGAGUAAUACCCAGCUGCAAACUGCUGUUCGUUAUUCGACCUUGGAGAGGAGAUCGCCUGCCUCACCGUCGGUUAUCGUCAUAGGUGCUGGUUUUGCUGGCAUUGCAGCUGCGAGAGCUCUACAUGAUGCCUCGUUUCAGGUUAUCUUAUUGGAAUCACGGGAUAGAAUUGGUGGACGAGUACAUACUAAUUAUUCAUUUGGUUUCCCUGUUGAUUUGGGUGCAUCGUGGUUACAUGGUGUUUCCAAGGAGAACCCAUUGGCUUCAAUUAUUGGAAGACUGGGACUACCACUUUAUCGGACUAGUGGAGACAACUCAGUUCUGUAUGACCACGAUUUAGAAAGUUAUGCCCUUUUUGAUAUGGAGGGAAAUCAAGUUCCUCAAGAUUUAGUCUCAAAGGUUGGCGUAACAUUUGAGAGCAUCUUGAAAGAGACUGAUCUUGUUAGACAAGAAUCGAGCGAGGACAUGUCCAUACAACGUGCCAUUUCAACUGUUUUUGAGAGAAGACCAGAUUUAAGGUUGGAGGGGCUUGAGCAUAAAGUGUUGCAGUGGUACCUAUGCAGAAUGGAAGGUUGGUUUGCUGCAGAUGCUGAUACGAUAUCACUCAAAGGCUGGGACCAGGAAGAGUUGCUUCCCGGUGGGCAUGGGCUCAUGGUCCGAGGAUACCUUCCUGUCAUUAAUACUCUUGCGAAAGGCCUCGACAUUCGCUUGGGCCAAAGAGUGACAAAAGUAGUUAGGCGAUAUAAUGGCGUAAAGGUAAUUGUAGAAGACGGAAGAACAUUUAUAGCAGAUGCUGCUGUUAUUGCUGUCCCACUCGGUGUACUGAAAUCAAACACCAUUGAAUUUGAGCCACGACUGCCCGAGUGGAAAGAAGAAGCAAUCAACGACCUUGGAGUUGGGAUUGAGAACAAGAUAAUUUUGCACUUCGACAACGUUUUCUGGCCUAAUGUAGAGUUCUUGGGAGUUGUAGCAGAAACUUCGUACGGGUGCAGCUAUUUUCUCAAUUUGCACAAGGCCACAAGCCAUCAAGUGCUUGUUUACAUGCCUUCGGGCCAACUUGCCCGUGAUAUUGAGAAAAUGUCCGACGAGGCUGCUGCUAAUUUUGCCUUUAUACAACUUAAAAGAAUCCUUCCAAAUGCCUCUGAGCCGAUCCAAUACCUCGUUUCACAUUGGGGCUCGGACAAAAACUCGUUGGGUUCUUACAGCUACGACAGAGUUGGAAAAUCCCAUGAUUUGUACGAGAGAUUAAGGAUUCCAGUGGAUAAUUUAUUUUUUGCCGGGGAAGCUACGAGUAUUGAUUAUCCAGGAUCGGUGCAUGGUGCAUACUCCACUGGAUUAAUGGCUGCCGAGGAUUGUAGAAUGCGAGUUUUGGAGCGGUAUGGAGAAUUGGAUCUUUUCCAGCCAGUAAUGGGUGAGGAUGUUCCGAUUUUUGUUCCACCGUUGAUUUCUCGUAUGUAAUUUUCUUAUCCGCCGACUAUAUAUUAUUACAAACGGGAUUUUAGUGAUUUGAUGAUAAAAUGGUGUUGUACUUAACUGGUUGCUUUGUGAGAAAUUGUGGAAAUCAAAAGAUUUCUCGAUUGGAUGAUCUCAGAGCAUCGGUUUUUAUGUAAUCAUCUCCGGUUUGCUGUGUCGUGAAGAAAAUAAACGCUCUUUUUUUGGCUUUUGUUGCUUAAAUGAGAGUGUAAUGUAUUCUUGGGAAGAACUGCCUAUUUGUGUGCCUGUUAAAUGUAUUUGUUGGACCCUUUUGGUUGAUUAUU
This is a messenger RNA of Erythranthe guttata (spotted monkey flower), 2345 nucleotides long. Its product is annotated as polyamine oxidase 2. Gene Ontology annotation, cellular component: peroxisome. Gene Ontology annotation, biological process: polyamine catabolic process. The record is from RefSeq and is a predicted model, not a curated record. Gene Ontology annotation, molecular function: polyamine oxidase activity. Lineage: Eukaryota; Viridiplantae; Streptophyta; Magnoliopsida; Lamiales; Phrymaceae.